AUGUUGGUGACGCAGACAAGGCUUGAGAAUAAGUGCGGCUCAACUAUAAGAACUGUCUGCUCCGAGACAAACAACCUCCUGAUUUCACUUCUUACUCCCCCCCACUCUUUCGCUAUGGCUACACAGCUAGCCGUUCGGGCCCUUCAUUACAGCUGUACAUUUCUGGCAAGUCUGUUUAUUGUGAUCUCUUGUCUUUUAAAGCGAAGCCCAGCAAAGAAAAAGAAGAAGGAUCGGAGAAAGGGCCGCUCCAAGCAUCAGGGUCGAGCUCAAGUUGCUGUGACGGCGUUGAUCGUUUUCACAUAUGUCAGCCAAAUCGUUUUGAAUAUUGCCACUCAUGAUCUGGACCGCUCCCAGCCGUUCCUUGUGCAUAUGACCUCUCUGGCGGUUGUAUGGUCUGCGGUGUCGCUCCGGCAACAACAUACCUCCAAGUAUGAAGUGGCUGGUACCUCUUCGGUCACCGCUGCUUUCGAAAUUCCACUCCUUGCGCUCUCCUUGUGUCACAAACCGAGACAGUGGGAACCAAUCGCUCAAGUUACCAUCUCGUCGGUUCGCAUCUUGCUGCUCCUCAUCGUCACAGUUGUGAUACUAUUGGAUCUCAGGCUACGGGAAAAGAAGAAGACUUCCGAAGAAGCACGCCCCUUUCUCAACGGGAACCACACAACGUAUGGUACAGCCAAUGGGCACAACUCAGAUAACAGUGUAAAUUCCGAAAGCGAAAGCGAGUCGGACGCAGACACAAAGAAUGGUAGAGCUGCACGGGUCAAAAAGCUCCGCGAUGAACAGUUGCAGACAUACGGAGGCUGGUGGGAUUAUCUGAAAAGCUUUUCGAUCUUUCUACCCUACCUGGUUCCUAGGAAUAAUCGGCCAGUGCAGUUGUGCGUUAUCAUCAGCGUCAUAUGCUUAGCAUGUCACCGGGUUUUGAAUAUCCUGAUUCCCCAGCAACUAGCAGAUGUGACCAACAACAUCUUUGCAAAUGAAGCCCCGUAUGCUUCGUUGGGGAGAUGGGCUUUGCUACAGCUUAUUCGUGGUGGAGCUGGACUGGGAUUGAUUGAGGCAUUUGUCAAGAUUCCAAUUCGACAAUUUUCUUAUCGCCAGAUCACCAAUGCUGCCUUUGGCCAUGUCAUGAACCUAUCGAUGGACUUCCAUAUUGAUAAUGAUUCAGCCGAGGUCAUGAAAUCUAUUGACCAGGGUGCAGCCUUGAACAAUCUGCUGGAGAUGGCCAUUCUAGAUAUUGCCCCGACAGUAGCCGAUUUGUUCAUCGCCUGCAUCGUCUUUUACAUGAAAUUCAAUGCCUAUGCAUCAUUACUGGUGGUAGUUGCUGCAAUCGCUUACGUCUCAGCCGAGGUCUUUACUUCAAAUUGGAACAUGGAGCAUCGACGUGAACUCACACAGACUCAGCGAGAUGAAACUCGUAUCAUGCACCAAGCUGUUCAAGGCUGGCAAACUGUCACAUACUUUAAUCAGUUUGUGUAUGAACGAUCUCGAUUUGGAGAAGCAGUUGACCUUUGUCUCAGGGCAAGCGCACGGUUUGGCCGACGCCGGGCAGUUGGAAAGGCACUCCUGGACCUCAUCAAGCCAAUCUCAUUUGUUUGUCUAGCCUCCCUGAUUGUGCAAGAAAUAUCCGUGGGGCGUGCCUCAACGGGAGACUUUGUCUUUUUCAUUCAGUAUUGGUCUUCGCUUAUCUCGCCUCUGGCAUAUCUCUCUGCGCAGUACCGCUGGCUUGUAUCGGACCUGGUCGACGCUGAGCGUCUGCUCUUCUUAUUCCAAUCUAAGCCCAGUGUCACCGACAAAGACAAUGCCAUGGAUUUGAAACGGGGAGAUGGCCGUGUUGCUUUCCGUAAUGUUGACUUUGCUUACGAUACGAGACUCAAUACUCUCAAAAACGUCGACAUCUCUGUUGAUCCAGGAACCACAGUGGCCUUGGUAGGAAUGACUGGCUCGGGAAAGACAACAAUUCUCCGACUACUACUCCGGCUUUACGACGUUAUUGCUGGGCGGAUCGAGAUCGACGGCCAGGAUAUUCGAGAUGUCACGCUCAGUUCGCUGCGUCAAACCAUUGGCGUCGUCCCACAAGAUCCCGUCCUUUUCAAUGCGUCUAUCAUUGAAAACCUGCGAUAUGCUCGGCCCUCGGCUUCAGAUGAAGAAAUCUACGAUGCGUGCCGUGCUGCAGCCAUCCAUGAAAAGAUACUUACUUUCCCAUCUGGAUAUGACACGAAAGUAGGAGAACAGGGCGUGAAGCUAUCUGGCGGUGAAUUACAGAGAAUAGCCAUCGCUCGGGUAUUCCUCAAACAAUCUCCAAUUCUUCUACUGGACGAAGCAACAAGUGCUGUGGAUUCGAAUACGGAGUCAGAAAUUCAAAUUGCAUUGGACCGACUGAGGGCUAAGCGCACUACAUUUGUCAUUGCGCACCGACUAUCUACGAUUGUUGGCUCAGAUCGCAUCCUUGUUCUGCACGAGGGCCAGGUUGUAGAAAGUGGGUCACAUCAAGAGCUGCUGAAGAAAGAAGGUGGUCGAUAUCAGAAUCUCUGGCAAAAUCAGUUUGGGGGUGACAAGAUGAGAAAGUCCGCUUUGUAG
Molecule: messenger RNA, 2574 nt
Organism: Penicillium salamii
Lineage: Eukaryota; Fungi; Ascomycota; Eurotiomycetes; Eurotiales; Aspergillaceae
Source: the annotation of a GenBank genome assembly